CAACUCACGUUGCCCUUCUGAGGGGAAAGAAAAAUAGGCCUAAAUAAAUAAAUCGUAGGCUACAGUGGAUGCAGAAUUUCACGUAGGCCUAGAUAAAAAAAAAUCGCAAAGCCUCACUCACUUCCAUUCGAGCACCGAAAGUGAAAGUCAGUAGCCUAGGGGAAGGGCAAACUCUGUUUACGUGGGCACCUGAGCUGAGCCUGCAUGAGCGGCAGCGUCCCUAGAAGGAGAUUGUCGCGGUUGUCGGGUGAGACGACUCAAAGUUGUCGGAAAAGGCUAUUGUUCGAAGGCAAGAUGCCCACUGAAAAGAGGCGGAUUCAGGAGAGGGAGAGACAAUUCAGGGAGGCAGCAAAGGGCAGCACAUCACUGCAGGGUUGGCUGCGAAAAAGCCAACCAGCAGUUAACAUGGAAUGGACAAUUUAACAUCAACUAAGAUUAUCAACACAGACGGAAGCUUGGGAGGGUCUGCCAAAGUCAUUACUGAGACAGUAACCACUUCAACCAGGCUGACAUCAUUACCUCCAAAGGGCGCCAGUAGUGUUCAGGUGGUCUCCUCCAGCAGCUCCUCAGGCAGAGGAGGGACAGCGGUGGAGAGGAGAGUCGUCACUCAGAGCAGCGGAGCCAGCUAUGCCAGCUCCUCCUUGUCCAGUGGUCUCUCAAUAGAGAGUGAGGAGAGGUUCGAGGGGGCCACAGGUGGGGGUUUCACCUCCACCUCCACCUCCACCUCCACCUCCACGGUGAGUGGCAGCGCAGACUUGAAGGGCUCGAAGGGCUCCACCACCACCACCACCCGAAUCAUCUCCACAGGCGUCUCUUCUCCAUUCUCAUUCUCAUCCUCAUCGGCCCUGCCUGAAGGGCUCGGCUCAGGAGCAAGCAGCACCUCCCGUUACCUGUCAGCGGCAGGUGAAGGAGGAGGAGGAGGAGUUGAGUCGGCGAUGUCUUCAGGAGCCGGAGGGUCCAGCUCGGUCACCGUCACCAAGUACAGCAGCUCGUCCACCCAGGGGUCUGCAUUGUCCGCGUCCAUCGGCGGUGGAGAAGGAGGAGAGAGUUCGAGCUCCACCACCGUCACCAAAUACAGCUCCUCUUCAGGAGGUUCUUCAUCUUUGAGUGCAGGAGGAGGAGGAGGAGGAGGAGGAGGAGGGUCUAGUUCCACCAACGUCACCAAAUACAGCUCCUCUUCGGAAGGAUCUUCAUCAGGAGGAGGAGGAGGGUCUAGUUCCACCACCGUCACCAAAUACAGCUCCUCUUCAGGAGGUUCUUCAUCUUUGAGUGCAGGAGGAGGAGGAGGUGGAGGAGGGUCUAGUUCCACCACCGUCACCAAAUACACCUCCUCUUCGGGAGGUUCUUCAUCAGGAGGAGGAGAAGGAGGAGGGUCCAGUUCUACCACCGUCACCAAGUACAGCACCAGCUCAGGUUCUUCAUCAGCCAUGUCUUCCUCCGGAAGAGGAGGAGGAGGAGGAGGAGAGGUGACAUCCAGCACCAGGCUCACCAAGUACAGCUCGUCCGGCGGAGGGUCGUCCAGCCUCACCAAGUACAGCUCGGCUGUCGGGAGUUCCCUGGGGGUCGGAGGAGGGUCCAGCGUCGUGGCGGUCACCAAGUACAGCGCCUCAUCCAUGGGCAUGGGCGGAGGGGUCAGUGGGAGGAAAGGCUCGGCGUCCUCCGCCGCCACAUACUCACCACCCCCUGUGGUGAAGAAGACGAUGCUCACCGCGCGCUCGGAAAGCUACGAAGGAAGUUCCAGUCCGAACUCGUCCCCCGAGUACACAAGGAAAGAGUAUGCUGCAGCCAGCGCAGCCACUAGGGGGCGCACCCACACCAGAGAGAGUGAGAUCCGGGCAAGAUUGCAGAGUGCUUCUCCUUCAGCAAGAUGGACUGAGCUGGAUGAUGUCAAGAGGCUGCUGAAGGGUCGCUCUGAGAGCAUCAGUCCUCCACGCUCACCAACAAACACCCUCCCCAUCCCCAAGAAGGCCAGCGUCUCUGACGCACAAUCAGCCCAGUAUGACAGCUCUACUCUGGACUCUACCUACAUGUCCUCGGGGAGCUACGGCUACCACACCAGCGCCAAGAACAUGAGUCCUAUCGGCACCCUGCAAGCCAGCACAGUUUCUGGCCUGCAGAACAACAUGAACCUGAGUGCUGCCUCCAUGACUGCUGGACUCACAGCUGGCAGUGCAGUCUAUGGAAUGCAGAACAACCUGUCCACCACCUCUGGGGGCGCUAUAACUUCAAACGGUCUCGGUGCUCACACAGUGUACGGUGUCCAGAAGAACGUUGGAACUGCUGGUCUGUCCUCCGCAGCAGUGGUGCCCAGUAGUCCCGCGCCGAGCGUCGACGUCUUCGCCAAAGACUUCAAGUUCACGCUGCUGGAGAAGGAGAAUGCGCGGGCCAAGAGAGAGACGGAGCGACUGAUCAUGUCCAAGGACAGUGGAAAGCAGUUCACCACCACGACCACAACCAGCGGCUCAUACUCUGAGGACUCCCUGAAGAAGGAGAAGAUGAAGGUGUCCAGCACAACUGAAACCACCACAGCCAAGGCAGACACAAGCAUUUCAAUCACAAAAGCAGCAACUAAGGACAAGGCCACUUAUGCAGAGAUCCGUAAGGAUGAGAGUGGGGCCGGGGGUGCCCUGGGCUUCUGCUCCUGGUGGAAGUGGCUGCUGGGGAUGCUGCUGCUCUCCCUCCUGUCCCUGGGCCUGCUGUGUGGCCUCAUCGCUCUGGCGGACGAUGUGCGGCAGCUGAAGGCCCGCGUGGACGCGCUCGAGGGCAAUGUGGGCGGCGUCUCUUCGGCCAGCGCCAGCCGCUUCCAGGCCGGCCCGUCCACCGUCAACAUCGUCGACCCGCUGGACUUGGCGUACGCAGAGCGGGGCGGCGUCGUUCGCGCUGACAACACCAUCCAGCUGGGGUCAUCCGCUCAGGGCCAGGGCUCGGCCGCAGUGGACCCGGUCAGCCUACAGCGCACCGUGCAGCACCUUCUGAGAACCGAACUGCAGUCCGAGUCUGUGCGAGCUGCACUAGCCUCAUCAAUGAAGGGGGAGAGAGGAGAACCUGGACCUAAAGGUGACUCUGGACAUCCUGGUGCUAAAGGAGAGGCAGGGUUCCCUGGGAUGCCAGGUCCUCCUGGUUUGCUGGGACAUCCCGGACAGGAAGGACCCAGAGGUCCCAAGGGAUCUCAAGGUGAUGCCGGUGCUGACGGGCUGCCAGGCCAGAGGGGUCGUGAGGGACCAGCGGGGCCCCGUGGGGAGCCGGGCCCGCCGGGCGUCGGAGAGAAAGGAGAGAGAGGUUCCGCAGGAGAACCUGGUGCUCCAGGACCUGCUGGGCCAUCAGGACCAGCUGGCCCCAAAGGUGAGGCAGGAGGACAUGGCGCCCCCGGUCUUCCAGGUAGUCCUGGUCCUCAGGGUUUCCGUGGAGACGCUGGAGAACCUGGGCCAAAGGGUGACAAAGGGCCAGCAGGUCCGCCUGGAAACAAAGGUGAACAUGGUGAGAAAGGUCCUCGGGGUUCAGCAGGAGAGCCUGGUCAACCUGGUCCAGCAGGACCAUCCGGAGAGAAAGGACCUAAAGGGUCUGUGGGUCUUCCUGGAGCAGAUGGCCAGAAAGGCCCCCGAGGUGAACAAGGACAAAGUGGUUUACAAGGACCUAGAGGACCAGCAGGCCCACCAGGAGAUACAGGAGCACCAGGAACCCCAGGCCUACAAGGACCCCCAGGUCUACCAGGACUUUCAGGAAAGCCUGGAGACAAAGGAGAAGCCGGUGAACCUGGUAAAGUCAUUAAUGCCGCUGGUUUCAGUUCUGUGGCUAUCCCCGGGCCCCCCGGUCCAGCAGGGUCUCCUGGUCCUGCCGGUCCUCCUGGCUUGUCAGGUCCUAUCGGUCCUGCUGGCCUUCCUGGUCAAUCUGGAGCCAAGGGUGAGAAGGGUGAGAAGGGAGAAAAAGGAGAAAAAGGAGAAAAAGGAGAAAAGGGAGAGAAAGGAGAUGGUGUUGCACCUGGAGUUUCAGCGAAGAGCACAGAAAAGGAUGCAGAGAAUCCUGAACCUGCUCCUGGGAAACCAGGUCCCCCUGGACCUCCUGGACCCCCAGGCCCUCCAGGUGAGGGUAAAGCCGGUCCUCCCGGACCUCUUGGACCUGCUGGGCCACCAGGAGCGGCAGGAGCUCCUGGUCCACCUGGUCACCCAGGGCCAAAGGGAGAGCCAGGCGAGGAUGGCAAACAAGGAUACAGAGGAGAGCCAGGUCAGCCAGGUUCACCUGGUCCCCUAGGAGAGCCCGGUCUUGGCGUUCCAGGGCAGCCUGGACCUCCAGGACUCCCAGGAUCCCAAGGCCCAGAGGGCUCACAAGGCCCAGAAGGACCCCAGGGACCAGAGGGUCCUGAAGGUCCACAAGGUCCAAGAGGUGAAGCUGGUAUUCCUGGUGCCCCUGGAAUUCCGGGUUAUUCCAGCAAUCAGGGAUCACCCACUCCAGGACCACCAGGACCUCCUGGACCCCCAGGACCCCCGGGGGCUCCUGCAGCAGCCUCUGAAUCUGUUGGCCAGCAGAUCACUGAGUACCUCCAGAGUGAUGGUAUCAGGAGUUAUCUGGCGGGUCCCCCUGGUCCCCCAGGCCCUGCUGGUCCUCCUGGAUACCCUGGAGGCUCUUCUGCCUCCGUGGAUGACAUUGCUGCCCACGUCCUUAGCUAUGUUCAAAGGGCGGGUGCAGACGGUCGCCCUGGUCCUCCAGGACCUCCAGGACCUCCUGGUGGUGCAAGCAGUCCGUCCAUCAACGACAUCAUUUCCAUUAUGCAGAGAGAAGAGGUGAGGAGGAUUUUGAUUGGACCUCCUGGACCGCCCGGAGCAGCAGACCCACAGGAAGUGGCUUUGCGUGUCCUCAGCAUGUUGAAUGAGCGAGGAUUGGUUGGGAGGCCAGGACCCCCCGGUCCUCCUGGUCCUCCAGGAUUGCCUGGAUAUUCCUAUGACAUCUCCUCCCUGUUGCAGAAUUCUGACUACCAGGGCCUUCAAGGACCCCAGGGCCCAGUCGGGCCUCCUGGCCUUCCUGGCCCUCCUGGACCCCCUGGACCAGGGGGAAGAGACCUGGAGAACAUUCGGGACUAUCUGACCACGGUUGGUCUGAAAGGGUCCCCUGGCCCUCCUGGACCACCUGGCCCUCAGGGGCCCCCCGGAGGGGUGAGACAAGGACUGGUGUCAUACGCCUCCAACGAGAACAACAACAUUCAGGCAGAGGUCCAGAAGUACUUCAAAAAUCAUAACUUGGCAGGACCCCCAGGGCCGCCUGGUCCUGCAGGGCCAAAGGGGGAGAGUGGCGAUCCCGGACAUCCCCGAUCCACGCGCUACCGAGGGGCCCACACUGUAGACUACCCCAACGUGGCUCUGAGAGUGACAGACUACAUCAAAUCUCAUGGCAUGCUGCGCGAUGACUUGGAGGAUCGUCCUCAGGUCAUCCAGGGACCCCCUGGACCUCCAGGUCCCCCAGGUCCACCCGGUUCUGACCACAAUGUUGCAGAGAUCAUGGACUACAUGAAGGCACAUGGUGGUCUCGUCGGAUCUCCCGGUAGACCAGGGCUCCCCGGCCCAAAAGGUGAACAAGGUUUCCCAGGGCUUCCAGGACCUCAAGGACCACAAGGGGAGAAAGGUGACGCUGCGUCAGUGAAACACAGACGACGUCGAAGCACUAGAGCAUAAUUCCAAGUAAACAGAUCUCCAUCUGAUGGAUAGAUUAGACCCAGCUACUCUGUCUGUAGUCACUUCAGAAUGGGAUUUUAGUCAACAAACCUGAAAUAAUGAUGUGUAUACACCAAUAGCCAAUGACAAUGAUAUACCUCUUAACAAAACCAUAAUGCGUUUUAGCAAUCCAUCAUAGACUCUGUUUGCACUUGGUUUCAAAAUGAGUUUUAGGGGAUUAGAUCACAAGCGGGCAGUGCUAAAAACUUGCUCAUGUGUUCUGGUGCAUCCCCAACAAGGAGUUGGAAGUGAUGUAAGCAGUAACAAAAUCUGAAUUCAAGUGUCUACAAUGUCUCUGAGUGUACACCUUGGACAUGUGUAAGCAGCAAUGUGUAUCAGCUGUCUCUGUUGCCCCAAACACGUUUUAAAAUGUGUAAACGAUUUUAAAUUACAAAACAAUGAUUUUGUGUAUUAGACUCAGAUUUAGUGUCCACUAUGACAUUACUUUGCAUACUGUUUGUGUUUCUUAUUGGAAAAAAGUAUUUUGCAUAAUCACACUUUUUCUAAGUUUUGUGUAUGAUUUAGCAGCUCUGUAUCCUUGCAUGUUCUUUGCAAGUAGGAUCUGUCAUACUGUGUUCAUAUGUGAGGUGUUUUUAAAAUACGUUUUAAAACAAGUGUGCAAACAAGGCCAUAUGAAAUGAUUUUGUUUAUUAGACUCAGGUUUUGUAUUCACUAUGGCAUUACUGUGCAUUCUUUUGCAAUACUUCUGCAUUGUGUUUCUUAUUGAAAAAAAAGUAUUUUGCAUAAUCAAAUUGUUUUUCUGAACUUUUUUGACGUUUUGUGUAAAUGAUUUUGGAGCUCUGUAUCCUUGCAUGUUCUUUGCAAGUAGGAUCUGUCAUACUGUGUUUAUAUGUGGGGUGUUUUACUACAAAAAUAUGUAUAUUUUUACUCACUUUUGAUAAAAUAUAAUAAUAUGAUAAAAUAAGUGUAGGGACAAGGUAGACUGAGGAUAAUCAUUUGUAUGUCACCUCCUUUUUAAUACAGUCAGAAUAUCCUCUGAAUGUAUGCACUCUACACAAUAAAGCUUUUCUAGGAAAAAAAAACUAUCUUGCUUAACUUUUGUAGAUGAAAAAUAUUCAUUUGCUUUAUUCAGUGAAUCAAACAAUAAUUACAUAAUUAUUUAAUUAGACAUUCAAGAUACAAAUACAUAACCAUGAGCAAAUAAUU
Molecule: messenger RNA, 6869 nt
Organism: Alosa sapidissima (American shad)
Lineage: Eukaryota; Metazoa; Chordata; Actinopteri; Clupeiformes; Clupeidae
Gene: col17a1a
Product: collagen, type XVII, alpha 1a
Exons: 57
Coding region: 411-5663 (1750 amino acids)
Source: RefSeq, a predicted model, not a curated record